Amyelois transitella is the source of this 1859-nucleotide messenger RNA. RefSeq lists its product as uncharacterized. NCBI's taxonomy places the organism in Eukaryota, Metazoa, Arthropoda, Insecta, Lepidoptera, Pyralidae. The transcript has 10 exons. The record is from RefSeq and is a predicted model, not a curated record.
CAAUCUCCACGUAAAGACAUGGCCUAGCUGAGACGCGGGUCAAACACCUGGCCGCAGUUUGGGUUGUAAAGGCAACUGGUGGGCGUCAGGCAAGAUGGCGAUCAUCCAGUCUUGCUGCUGCUGGCGAAGCCUCCGCAAGGGUUGCUAUGCUUCAGCAUUGUACACCAUGGUUUACUUCUCAGUGACCAUAGUGACGAUGGGCCAUUUCAUAGAAGUGGAACAGAGGUAUCUCAACGGAGCCAUGAACGAGCCUCAGUCGGAGAGCUUCCUUGAGCCGGGGAAGAUUACACCCAUUACCGUGUCGCUGAACAUUACUCUGCUGGCUUGCAGUACCCUGGGUCUCAUCGCAUGCAUCCUGCUUAUAGUCGGAGUAUACAAGGACAUAAAGUUCAUGCUACUUCCCUGGGUAGUGUCCAUGGGCUUGGAGACCUUGGUGGAAAUCAUUAAUGUGGUGUACCUGUUCUACCUGCAAACUGUAAGUAUAUACCAGCAAUUGUCGUUUGAAAUAAAAUUAUUUUAUGCUCAAUACAUACUGACAAAGAAAAGUCAAUAAACUCUCGACUUCAACCCCAUCACAUCAUUCCUGUUCACUUUGGACUUCUUCAUAAUCGUGCUCAAUAUCUAUGCAAUGGUUUGCGUGAUAUCACAGUUCCAGGAAUAUCUGGAAGGUCGUGGAACAGCUGCUUUUGACUACUCGGACAGGAUGGCAGCUGUGCAAUACACGGCUACGGCCCAGCACACCACCACCACGAGCUCCGCCCCGAGCGGCCGCCGCAGGUCAGCUGGCAAACCCAUGCCCAGCAGGUGUGACCCAGAUGAGUUCUCCGAAGUCCCCACUAAAACUAUCACCUCCGUGUUGUCUAAGCCAAGUCGGUCAGCGGUGAAGAAGCACGUGCAGUUCCCAGACGAGCAGAGCUGCAUUGAAGAGGCGCCAGAGAUUCCCACUCAGACGGACCCGGAGGAAAAACCAGAAACCCGCGUUAUCAGCUCGCUCUGGAUGGAGCUGGAGUCGGAAGCGCCCGCGCCGGAACGCUGACGCCGGCGCAGCGAGCAGUACUACCGGCCCGUGUCUCGCGCGCGACUCGAACGCCGCAAGAUGUCCGCCGCCGGGGUACCGCCCGCAGACGCCACGGACGAUAAAGAUUCCUAUCUCUAAAGUGUGAAAUAUGACAAUGGUAGCACCCCGCGAUGACAUAUCUCUUCUAUAGGUACUCGAUUUAACUUCAUAGCCAGAUGUAUGUAGGAACAAUUUACUUAUUUCCUUGAUUGAUACGACAUAAUGAGCUUUUAAAACAGACGUACUUUCCUUUCUAGAUACAUGAUAUCUCUUACAUUACAGGAUAAUAUCUUGACAGCUAAAUCAAUGUCACCAAUUUGCUUGUAUUAGCAUAAUGAGCUUUGUAAACUGCAAACGUCCGUUAAGGGGUACCGCCCGCAGACGCCACGGAAGAUAAGGAUUUAUAUUUCUAGUGUGAAACACGACAAUUGUACCCACGAUGACAUCUCCUCUAUCAAGAUAUCUCUUUCAUUACAUAUAGGUAACUCUUUCGAUACGAGAUAACAUGUUCAGAGUCAAAUGGAUAUAAUCAAUGCACAUUGAUUAAUAAGACAUAUAUUAGCUUCAAACACCGCAAAUGUCCGUUACAUAUAUAAGCUUCAAAAACCACCAAUGUCCGAUAAAGGCCACCGCACGCAGAUGUAACAGUCUAUGUAGAUUCCUAUUCCUAAAUUGUUACACAUGACAAUAGUAGCGUCUCGCGAUGACUUACUAUUCUUUAGGAACAGGACUUCACUUUAGAACUGUUUAUUGUUGAUAGAUAGGACGUAAUGAGCUUUGAAAAUGCAAGAUGUCCACUAAG